This is a messenger RNA of Haliaeetus leucocephalus (bald eagle), 1477 nucleotides long. It is a transcript of the gene TRIL, whose product is annotated as TLR4 interactor with leucine-rich repeats. Bases 134 to 1477 code for a protein of 447 amino acids. The record is from RefSeq and is a predicted model, not a curated record. Gene Ontology annotation, molecular function: protein binding. The transcript is spliced from 2 exons. Gene Ontology annotation, cellular component: extracellular matrix. Lineage: Eukaryota; Metazoa; Chordata; Aves; Accipitriformes; Accipitridae.
GCCUGCCCGGCGCGGAGCUCGGCCCGGCGCGCAGCUGAGGAGGGGGCCGAUCAGCAGCCGCGGAGGAGGAGCGGGGGGGGAUGCCGGAGAGACACAAAGCCGGCGGGGGAAGCAGCCCACGGCUCGUCCCGGGAUGGGGGCGCCGCGCCGGGUCCUCCUGAUGGUGCUGCCGCGGGUGCUCUGGGGCUCCAUCCCCCUCUUCCUCAUGCUGCUGCCCGCGGCCGAGCCCAUCUGCCCCGAGCCAUGCGACUGCCAGCAGCAUCAGCACCUCCUCUGCACCAACCGGGGCCUGCGCUCGGUGCCCAAGGCUGCCGAGCCCCAGGAUAUCCUCACCUACAGCCUCGGGGGCAACUUCAUCGCCAACAUCUCCGCCUUCGACUUCCACCGCCUGGCAGGGCUCCAGCGCCUGGACCUGCAGUACAACCGGAUCCGCUCCCUGCAUCCCAAGGCCUUUGAGCGCCUGGGUCGGCUGGAGGAGCUCUACCUGGGCAACAACCUGCUGCCGGCGCUGGCCCCCGGCACCCUCAGCGCCCUGGCCAAGCUGCGCAUCCUCUACGUGAACGCCAACGAGAUCGGCCGCCUCAGCGCCGCCUCCUUCUCUGGCCUCGGCAGCCUUGUCAAGCUGCGCCUGGACGGCAACGAGCUGGGCUCGCUGGGCGACUCCACUUUCUCAGGGCUGCCGAACUUACUCUACCUGCACCUGGAGUCCAACCGCAUCCGCUGGCUGAGCCGCGGUGCCUUCACCGGCCUGGCUAAGCUGCGCUUCCUCGACCUCUCAGGGAACCAGCAGAGUUCCCUUCGCCACCCGGACAUCUUCGGGCCGCUGCGCUCCCUCCACACCCUGCUGCUGGCCAGCAACAGCCUGCAGCAGCUGACGGGGGGGCUCUUCCAGCACCUGCCCAGCUUGGGGAAGCUCUCGCUCAGUGGCAACCGCCUGGCUCACCUGGCCCCGGAUGCCUUCAUGGGGCUGGGUUCGCUGAAGGAGCUGCGCCUGGAGGGGAACCUGCUGAGCCACCUGCCCGCUGCCCUGCUGGAGCCUCUGAGCAGCCUGGAGGCGCUGGAUCUGAGCCGCAACGCGCUGACCGCCCUGCACCCUGCCACCUUCGGCCGCCUCAGCCGCUUGCGGGAGCUCAGCCUGCGAGACAACGCGCUGGCCACCCUCCCCGGCGAGCUCUUUGCCUCCAGUCCGGCCCUCUACCGCCUGGAGCUGGAGGGGAACGCCUGGAGCUGCGACUGCCGCCUCCGCGGCCUCAAGCGCUGGCUGGGGGCCUGGCACUCCCAGGGCCGCCUGCUCACCGUCUUCGUGCAGUGCCGCCUGCCACCCACCCUGGCCGGCAAGUACCUCGACUACCUGCAGGACGCCCAGCUGCCGCCGCCCGAGGCCGACCUCAUCGAGUUCCCCUGCGAGCGCUUCAUAGACAGCGGCGGCGGCAGCCGCCACGGCGACGACCACCUGCUGCAGCGCUUCGCCGACUGA